Egretta garzetta (little egret) is the source of this 1515-nucleotide messenger RNA. Its product is annotated as protein-L-isoaspartate(D-aspartate) O-methyltransferase. Gene Ontology annotation, molecular function: protein-L-isoaspartate (D-aspartate) O-methyltransferase activity. Lineage: Eukaryota; Metazoa; Chordata; Aves; Pelecaniformes; Ardeidae. Bases 177 to 923 code for a protein of 248 amino acids. The transcript is spliced from 9 exons. Gene Ontology annotation, cellular component: cytoplasm. Gene Ontology annotation, biological process: protein modification process. The record is from RefSeq and is a predicted model, not a curated record.
GGUGCUCGUUGUCGUGUGAAGCGCCAGGCGCCGCGGCCGGACAGUAAUUAUUUCUCACAGGUCCUGCCUGUAAUCAAGGUGUUGAUUCUCUGGGGCCGACAGCCCGUCCCGUGCAACGCGCAAGCCCUGUUGCGUUUCGAACUACGGUACGGCUGGGUGCUGCCCGUCCCCGGGGGAUGAGCCGUCUGCUGCCCCGUGCCGCGCUCACGCUGAUGGGACUGCUCUUCGCCAGAACGAUGGCCUGGACUUCCAGCGGAAAGACGCACCCCGAGCUAGUCAACAACCUCUACAAAAAAGGGAUCAUUAAAUCCCAGCGAGUCUUUGACGUGCUGCUGGCUACUGACAGAGGUCACUACAUCAAGUAUUUCCCAUACAUGGAUUCUCCUCAAUCUAUCGGAUACAAGGCUACAAUCAGCGCACCGCAUAUGCACGCCCACGCGCUGGAACUGCUAAAGGAUCGGCUUGUGGAAGGCGCAAAAGCGCUGGAUGUUGGAUCUGGGAGCGGGUAUCUCACGGCUUGCUUUGCCAGGAUGAUGGGCCCGACAGGGAAAGCUGUGGGCGUAGAGCACAUUAAAGAGCUGGUACAUGAAUCCAUCAGAAACGUCCAAGAAGAUGAUCCGGCUUUGCUCAGCUCUGGCCGCGUGAAGCUUGUGGUUGGAGAUGGCAGGCAGGGAUACCCCGAAGAGGCUCCUUAUGAUGCCAUUCAUGUCGGAGCGGCAGCAGCUACUGUACCAAAGGAGCUGCUGAAUGAAUUGAAGCCAGGAGGUCGGUUAAUAUUGCCCGUUGGCCCCGAAGGCGCAAACCAAGUUCUGAUGCAGUACGACAAAACCAGUGACGGGCAGAUCAUCGAAACGCAACUGAUGGGCGUGAUCUACGUUCCUCUGACAGAUAAGGAAAAGCAGUGGCCUCGGGAUGAAUUCUGAUGGAUGGAUAUCUCUAAAGUGACCUCAGAAAGCUCCUGAGUGGGACUUAGGACUGUAGAUGGUCUGUACGGUUUUGCUUUUUUGAACGGCAGCUUUAUCGGUGGAUGUGCUUGCGAAGGCAAGCUCCGCUCUAGCAGAGCUCGGUCCGGAGGGAUGGAGAAGAGGGCGUUUCUCCAGCAGCAGGGGAGGCUCUCGGAGGCCGUGUCUGGUUCCAGGCAGCGAGUGGAUCCAGCGGCUGUCCUCUCUGAUACGCUGUAGGUAACGCCUAUUCACAGAGAGCUCCAAGAGCAGGCAGGAAUACUUAAACCCUCACUAAGCGUACUCUUUAAUAUUGACUACUCCGCCUAAUGCUUGAAGAAAAUAAGGCGCAAUUACUGGUUCCAGAGCAGCGAUCUACCCCCAUUUGUCCAAGUUUAAUUAUAAGAGCGUGUUCUCUUCCUGUCUUGCAUCAAUUAAUUUAAUCUCCGGUAGCAACACUGGGAACGUUGGGGUUACGAAAAAUCCCGGUCUCGCGGCUUUUCCCUGACGUGGGGCUGGUGCUUGGCCGCACGGGUGGGUAGGCCGCAGGGCCUGGUCUGGAAGAGGGGUGAGG